Molecule: messenger RNA, 738 nt
Organism: Hansenula ciferrii
Lineage: Eukaryota; Fungi; Ascomycota; Saccharomycetes; Phaffomycetales; Wickerhamomycetaceae
Gene: PYP1
Product: putative phosphoric monoester hydrolase
Exons: 2
Coding region: 1-738 (245 amino acids)
Molecular function (GO): phosphatase activity
Source: RefSeq, a predicted model, not a curated record
AUGUCAUUUGUCAACAAAUACGCUGAUAAGAAAGCCAUCAUCUUUACAGAUUUCGAUGGUACUGUUACUUUACAAGAUAGUAAUGAUUUCAUUACUGAUAACUUAGGGUUUGGUUAUGAUAAACGUAAAGUUUUAAAUGAUGAAGUCUUGAAUGAAACUAAAUCAUUUAGAGAAGCUUUUACAUUAAUGUUGGAAUCAAUUAAAACUCCAUUCCCAGAUUGUGUUGAUUAUUUAUUAAAAAACAUUAAAUUAGAUCCAGGUUUUAAAGAAGCUUUCAAUUGGGCUCAAGAAAAUGAUAUUCCAGUUGUUGUUGUUUCAAGUGGUAUGAAACCAAUUAUUAAAGCUCUUUUACAAAAUUUAGUUGGUGAAGAAUCAAUUGAUAAAAUUGAAAUCAUUUCAAAUGAUGUUAUAGUUAAUGAAGAUGGUUCAUGGAAAAUCCAAUAUAUUGAUGAAACUCCAUUUGGUCAUGAUAAAUCAAGAGCUAUUAGACCUUAUAGAGAAUCAAGAAAAGAUGUUAAAACUCAAACUUUAUUCUACUGUGGUGAUGGUGUUUCAGAUUUAUCUGCUGCUAAAGAAACUGAUUUAUUAUUUGCUAAAAGAGGUAAAGAUUUAGUUACUUAUUGUAGAAGACAAGGUGUUGUUUUCAGAGAAUUUGAUUCUUUUAAAGAUAUUUUAGAAAGUAUUAAAUCUGUUGUUAAUAAUGAAAAAACUAUUGAUGAAUUAAAUGAAAAUAAAUAA